AUGCGUACAUGUUUAUUGCUUGUACUGGGACUCAGCAUCUCGGUUGCCUCGGCGGACAACGGUCGACCCAAGACGGCGACCUGGGCUACCAAGCCAGUGGGCCCUGACGGUCCUUGGAACGCCGUUCGGGUUUCCAUAGGAGGCGACUCCCAGCCUCUUAUGCUUUUUCCCGGCCGCCUAUGGCAGACCAUUGUGCCAACGUCGAGCUAUUGCUCCAAGAAUGCCUCAACGGGUCACUGUACUUCCGGGACGUACCUCAAGGACAAGGCUGUAGCUGACCAGCUGAAUGGGAUACAGUUCAAGACCGACGUCCAAGACGUAAUGGCUGGAGUGCAGAUGAAGGGUAAAAACCUCGACACCUAUUCCGAUACCUGCGAUGUGGUCGGCGAAGCGGUACCGAACUGCUCGCUUGCCCUGGUUGACGAUCAGAUGAUGGCAUAUCCAGGCGGACAGUGGUUUCCUCUUUUUGCCGGCUGUCUCUCCCUAGGAGCUGGCGCUGAUAACCAGUCGUACGGCUUGCCGGGCAGAGACUUGAUAAAUGCGACCAUCUUUCCCUGGUAUCUUUACCGAAAUGGCGCAGUGCCAUCUAGUUCGUUCGGUAUGCACAUCGGCUCGGCGUCCGCGGCAUCCCCUAUGCAGGGAUCUCUCAGCUUUGGCGGCUUUGACAGAAAUCGCCUUACCGGAGACGUGCUGACUCUGGCGGGUGAGCCAUCAACACCAGUCUUACUCACAGAUAUAAGCAUCAAGGUCGUCAGGGGACCAUCGCCGUUUGACCUUUCCGAUAAGAAGGCGAAUCUCUUGCUAAAGGGAAACUCAUCAAUGCCAAAGACGGGGAUACCCGUGACCCUGGACGGAUGCAGCCCCUAUCUGACAUUGCCCAGGACGACUUGCGAGGGUAUUUCGGCCCAUCUGCCCGUCACGUACAACGGCUCCUUGGGCUUGUACCUGUGGAACACCAAGGACCCGCGGUACAAAGACAUUGUCAACUCGGCCUCGGUUCUCAGCUUCUCAUUCAUGGGCAGUGACAACACAAAAUCAGUGGCCGUUCAUGUGCCUUUUCAACAUCUCAACCUUACCCUCGAACCUCCACUGGUGGACGAGCCAGUUCCGUAUUUUCCCUGCAGCACUGGAGGAACUGGCUCCUACGUGCUCGGCCGAGCCUUCCUGCAGGACGCAUUCCUCGCUGGCAAUUGGCACAAAGAAACUUGGUGGCUGGGUCAAGCUCCGGGUCCGAACAUCCCGGCCAAUGCCGACGUCGUCAGUAUGCAGCCAGAUGACGUCUCUAUCCGAGGAAGUGGCAACGACUGGGUGGCGUCUUGGGAUCCUAUCUGGUCAAGUCUCGCAGCGUCCAAUAGCGGCCCUUCCGUACCCCAGGGACAAGGGGCUGAAUCGAAAUCAGACCUGGGCCUUUCAACAGGAGGCAAGGCAGGAAUUAGCAUUGGCGCCACUGCUGCAGUUCUCGUCAUCCUUGGUGCCUUGUUGAUUUGGUGGUGCAAACGCAAACAUGGGAAACAAGCCACCCAGGAGCCAUGCCAAGAGACAUACUUCAGGGAGAAAGAGGGGAUGCCAGGUGCCAGCAUGUAUGAGCCCAAGUGUGUGCCAUAUACGCCGCAAAUACACGAGACUUCCGGCAAACCUGUGCAAAUAACGCAGCCGGUGUAUGAGUUGUCAUAG
Molecule: messenger RNA, 1674 nt
Organism: Ustilaginoidea virens
Lineage: Eukaryota; Fungi; Ascomycota; Sordariomycetes; Hypocreales; Clavicipitaceae
Exons: 1
Coding region: 1-1674 (557 amino acids)
Source: RefSeq, a predicted model, not a curated record